Messenger RNA from Neurospora hispaniola, 1029 nucleotides. RefSeq lists its product as uncharacterized. The coding region runs from base 258 to 668 and encodes 136 amino acids. The record is from RefSeq and is a predicted model, not a curated record. The transcript has a single exon. Lineage: Eukaryota; Fungi; Ascomycota; Sordariomycetes; Sordariales; Sordariaceae.
CAACGUCAGUCAUCUCUUCCUUUCCACUUUACUCUUGAUCUCGGAAGACGUGAUGCUGUGCUUCACCAGUUCUGCAGUGACAACGUUGCUCCCCUCACGGAGUUGGCACGUUAACGAAAGGACCUGGAGUAGGUAUCUGGAGUUGGGCGGGUUUCCUUUUCCUUUUCUCCCUCGUCCUCUCAGUCGUCCCUCUCGAUUCGACCUCCUGAAACUACCCGAAACAUUUGGAAUAAUUCGAGAAUCACUCAGUGAUUUCAAUGUCUCGGCAUCAAAAUGGUCAGCAGCUGGAAGCUACCUCAACACAUAUUCCGAUUCAUUGUCUUUCAAGCAGAGAAGGGUCUUUGACAGCCAACACCAACGAUAAUGAUCCCCGCCUAAAGGAACAGGAAGGCGAAAAGCCCCCGGUGUUGGAUACGCAUGGAGAUGCUCAGUCAUCAGGGAUAUCACUGCCUCAAUUCGCCCAGGUAGACGGCGUUGAUGAGAGUACAUCAACGCUUGAUGGAGUUCCAUGGAAAAGCCGGCUCUCUACACUCUGGCACUGGAAACCCAAAGCGGCUAGGUAUGACCCCGACAACCCUCCCAAGUUUACAAUAUGGAUGAACAUCCUGUUCGGGUUUGUGAGUGGUGUCCUCCAUGUCAGCCAGUCGAAUGUUUCGGAUCGUCACUAACACCUCCUCCCACCCAGGCAUCAUGCUUCACCGUAUCCAACCUGUACUACAACCAAGCCGUCCUAAACAAGAUGGCAGAGACUUUCGAUGUCACCUUUGAAAAGGCCUCGUCGGUAGCCACGCUGAUGCAAGCCGGCUAUUGCAGCGGUUUGCUGUUCAUCUGUCCGCUUGGUGACAUCUUUCCCCGCCGACCAUUCAUACUUGGGUUGAUUGCCUUUACCGCAACCCUGGUACGCCUCCCCUAUCUUCCCCGUCCUUGAUUCAAAUGUCACUAACAUCGUCUGGGUUCAAUCAGUGGAUCCCCCUCUGUCUAACAACCUCCUUUCCCUCCUUCGCCGCCAUCUCCUUCCUCUGCGGCGCC